AUGAUGCUUACCCAUACUCAGCCUUCCGCUUCGUUCGGCUACAAGUCCGUUCAUGACCUGCCGACGCCUCCUUCCACCUCGCGACCCUCACCACCCCCCCUGGGCUACCAAGAGGCCGCCGCGUACAAGACGCCGAAGCCGGACUCCCGCACGCACAGCCCCGUCCUCAAGCUCAUGUCGGCUUCUCACCGUGGCCUGCCCCCCCCGGCGGCCAUGGCGCUCGCUUCCCAGCAAUCCUCCUCGGCCGGCGGCCCUCCUCACCAACCUCACCACCAUAGCCAACCGUCGGCACCGCCGGUCCACGGGGCCCAGCACGGCCAGCCGUGGGCCGCCCUGCCCCCUCCGCCGCAGCAGUGGCAGGGCGCCGAGGAGUCGAUGAAGAACUGGCUCGUGGCCAAGGCCGAGGAGGAGAAGACAAAGCAGGAGGAGGAGAGGACGAGGCAGGAGAGCCUGCGCCUCGAGCAGAGGCGCGUCGAGAUGGACAUGCUCCGCGCCUCUCUCGGCGGAGGCAUCCCCCCUCCCAUGGUGCCCCUCGUCUUCGCCGGCAUGACGGUCGGCGGACCGAUGCACCAGGCGACGCUCGAAUGGGCCCAACAGUUCAUGCCGCCCCCCCAGGGCCAGCAGCACCCGCCCCUGCUCCGGUCGCAAAGGCCCGACUCGCCCGACCACCGCCACCGCGACGGCGCGCAACCGGCGCACGUCCAGCACGGCGGACCCUCUGCGGGCGCGGCGCCGGCCCAAGCAUCCGCCUCGUUUGGCCAGUACCCGGGAUCCCCGGCGAGGCCACGGGGCCAGACUGUCAGCGGAGCCAUCGGUCGGCUUGGCUCCGCCAUGGCCGGCCACGGCACGAACCCCUCGCAGUCCGCGCAGCCCGGCUCAGCGUCCAUGCUGCCGUACCAGGCGCACGCCCACGGCCAGGCGCAGGCCGGCCAGCAGGAUGCGAGCACGUCGAUCUACUUUCACCACUGGCAACCGCCGACGUCGCAGGCCGGGAGCGGCAGCUCGAACAGACCGGGCACCCCGUCUGCAGCAUCCUCCGCCACCGAGCGAGAAUCGGUCAAGAUCACCGCCGCACUUCAUACAGAGCAGCCUGUCGAACCCGCCGCCGGGCCGAAGGCUGCACAAGCGCCAAAAGAGCGACGUCUCCUGGUACCGCGUGCCGGGACACGGACACGGACAGCUGGACGAGGCCGAUCGCGCGUCGGCGGCGAGAGCUCUGACGCCGAGCCAGGAAGGCAGCGUCGCCUCGUCGCGGGACGCCUACGCCGCCGAGGGCAAGAAACAUUCGGUCUCGGCCAUGCUCUCUCAGGACCAGGUGACCUCGGCGCCGCACGAAGCGUCGCGCCUGGAGCGGUUGCAUUUCCACUCGACGCAUGGACCCUUGGCGCCAAUGACUCGGCAUCGUGA
This is a messenger RNA of Drechmeria coniospora, 1407 nucleotides long. RefSeq lists its product as uncharacterized. The transcript is spliced from 2 exons. The record is from RefSeq and is a predicted model, not a curated record. NCBI's taxonomy places the organism in Eukaryota, Fungi, Ascomycota, Sordariomycetes, Hypocreales, Ophiocordycipitaceae. The coding region runs from base 1 to 1407 and encodes 468 amino acids.